Molecule: messenger RNA, 1437 nt
Organism: Neurospora tetrasperma FGSC 2508
Lineage: Eukaryota; Fungi; Ascomycota; Sordariomycetes; Sordariales; Sordariaceae
Exons: 3
Coding region: 1-1437 (478 amino acids)
Biological process (GO): G protein-coupled receptor signaling pathway
Cellular component (GO): cytoplasm
Molecular function (GO): G-protein alpha-subunit binding; guanyl-nucleotide exchange factor activity
Source: RefSeq, a predicted model, not a curated record
AUGUCCUCAAUAGGAGUUUCUGGCCCAGCCAAGUUGCAAGCUGUCACCACCCUUGUCAACAAACUGACCGAGGACCUCAAGAGCCAAAGUCUCUCGCCAGAAGAACGAGACAAGGCCCUGGAGGAACUCAAGGUGUACGGCCGAGACCCUAGAAAUGCCGACCCCAUCUUCACCAAGCAAGGCAUUGAGACGCUCACAAAACAUGCCUUCGACUCGCCGUCAGAAACCACCUCUCGGAAUGCCCUCCGUGUGCUCUGCAACGCCAUGCUCCUCAUACCCGAAACACGACAGCGCUUCGUUGACCUAGGCUAUGAGUCCAAGGCCUGUGAAAAGCUCAAGAACGACAACUGGGACGACGAAUUUCUGGCCACCCGAGUCAUCUUCUUCAGCACCUAUGGCACUACUGUUGACCUUACCAAGCUCAUUGAUGAGCAUCACCUGGCUGAGAGCAUGGUUGCGAACCUUGCCCGCCACGCCUCCAGAAUCUCCGAGCAUGCCAAGAACAAGACCAAGCCAGACCCUAUGGAACUCAUGGCCCUGGGAGAGACACUACGUCUCCUGUUUAAUGUCACCAGCAAAUGUCCAUCCAAGGUGGACUGUUUCACAGCCGCGGUUCCGCAUAUAGUGACCCUUCUUCUCAGCUUGGAUAUCCCACCAAAGGGAUCACCGCCCCUCGAGUCUCCCCUCGGUCCUCUGGUCAAUGCGCUCAUGAACCUCAAGCUCAAUUCCGAGGAAGCACGGUCAUGCCUCUACCCCAAGGACGCACCCUCCAGUCUCGCCGAAAAGCUCAUCACCCUUCUCGAUCUCUCCCUCAAAGCCUACUCAGACCAGGAACUCGACGCAACCGUCACCCCUCUAGCCUGCAUCAUCUCCUCCAUCUACGAGAAUGCCCCAGCCGACUCCCCCGUCCGUGACUUCAUCCGCAAGAGCCUACUCCCCUCUGAAGAGGAGCGUACCAAGGUUCUCGGCAAGGGCGACACCCUCCCUGCCAGGCUGCUAGCUAACAUGACCAACCCCAUCGCUCCCGAGUUUGCCAGAGCUGUGUCCCACCUUCUGUUCAACGUGUCGGACAAGGACGCAAACAAGUUUGUUGAAAACAUCGGAUACGGUUAUGCUUCUGGCUUCCUGUUCCAGAACAACAUCCCGGUUCCCGAAGGGCUGGGUGGCGAUGCCGAGAAGGGCGAAAGUUCCCAGGCUGGUCAAAGCAGCAGGAGGGCGGUCAACCCCAUUACUGGCCAAUUCUUGGAUACCGAGACGUUCCCGGAUAUGCCUGAGAUGACCAUGGAGGAGAAGGAGCGUGAGGCUGAGAGACUGUUUGUCUUGUUUGAGAGAGCGAGGAAGCUGGGAAUCGUUAAUGUUGAGAACCCUGUUGCCAAGGCGGUUCAGGAGGGUCGGUUCGAAGAGUUGCCCGACGACUACGAAGAGGAUUCGGACUGA